AUGAAUAACGGUGAACAUGAGAAGAGAUCCGACUCUAUGGAUGAGUACAAAUGGGUCCAGGCAGAAAUGGGCGAGACGAGUAGCACAGCCAAAAACAUCUGCUUCGCUUCCUCGUCGAAAGAGGCACAAGAGGAUGUGUGCAUAUCUAACCGAACGACGGAAAAUGACAACGAUAAGGAGGAACUACCGGGUGAGUACUUUUCCUCAUCGGAUGGGUCCGCAAGGGAAUGUUACGGUGGGGCGGAUGAAAGGGGUUCCGACCCUAUGGUCUGCAGUCCUAAUGGACAGGACAACCUUGCCCUGUCAAACAACCUAGCUGCUCCCCACUUUAGUAGCUACUCAGAUCCCACCCUUGACCGACCUCCCCACGGUGAACAAAAAAAUAGUGGAGUAGUCAAAAUAUGCAUCAGCAGCGCCAGCGGAAUGGGUGGAGAGUCCUUCCCUAAUGGCCCUGAGGGGGAGGGCUCCCCGCAGUGUUACGACGAGAAGAUGUUGUCCCCGGUUUAUAAGGGAGAGGGGAACCACACCACCAAUCAGCACACAAGGGAAUGCUCUGCGAACGACGCAAAAAUGAACGCAGUGAACGAACUUAUGCGAAACAUAAGACAAUUCAACCACUCCAUGCAGUCCAUAUCGUCCACCAGUGAUACGCUCUUUCAACAGAACCUCUCCAAAAUGUAUUCAGAACUUGCAUCUACUAAAAAUUUAGAAUCCCUCAGUGGGUUCUAUGAAGAACUUCCCCCUAGUGGACCUAUAUCAAAGGAAGUUCAACAGAAACAAAUGCAUGACUUACCAACAGGGAAAGAAGCAGACACCGCUGUCAACAUUUAUCAAAACAUCUACAACGAUUGCAAAAACCAAACUAGCUGUGCUGACGAAAGGGAAAGACAAGACACACUCAACGACAUGGAAGAGCAGUGGAAAGAACAACGUGAGAAGGAUACUCCAGGAAACAAAUACUCCAUGGGUGAAAUCAGUCCCUUACAUCUGUCAAAGAAGGACUCCAAUGGUAUUUCAUCGAAUCAGUGGGAACAAAUGAAGAGGAGCUUCUGUGAUAUUGAAAAUAAUUUAAUGCACCUCAGUAGGGCCACCAUGGGUCCUACUGUGAUGGGUUCUGCCAUGAUGGACACUAUACGGUUAGAGGCGGAUGGGGCAUACCGAGCGUUUACCGGAGGGGUCAGCUCUCCCACCACACCAAACCUUUCAUACGAGACGAUCGACAUGGAAAAAUGGAACUCCUCUAACGAGUUCUUCCCCACAAUGGACUACACGGUUGUUCAAUCGAGGCAUAUAAACCUGGACAUCGCAGGUUCCCCCAAGGAAGUUCCGUUAAGCAUCGCCUCCCCCAAAGUGAUCCCCCCAAGUGUGGCCUCACCCAAGGCGGCUCCGCUACGUGUGCCUUCCCCUAGGGCGAAGCUGACCAAACUAAACCUCGGGAAAGCUAACAAUCUGCAAGGUCAUCUGUUCGCCAAGGAGGAGGAAGAUCCCGUCAAAAUGGAACCUGUCAAAAUGGAACCUGUCAAAAUGGAACCUGUCAAAAUGGAACCUGUCAAAGUGGAACCUGUUAAAGUGGAUCCCGUCAAAGUGGAGUUCAGCAAAAGCCAGAGCACGAUGCCCAAAAUCAAAUCUCCCAGAAACGUUGCCAGGGGUACUUCCAACAAAACCAUAGUGAGUGCACCAAAAAUUGUAAAGCUAAAAAGUAAAGCACCAAACGAGACGGCGAAGACACCAAAGAUGAUGAAGCGGAACAGCGACGGAUGUGGCAGUGCUGGUGGGGUCAAACCAGAGGGAAAAGCUACCACAACUCCGACCUCUGCAGUUAUUAGUACCAAUACAUCCUCCGUCACAUCUGCAAACCAUGGGGCGGUCUCCAACGUAUCACAUCCAAAUGCUGGGUCCCCAACACACCAAACCAUCCCCACAUGUGCAACAAAACAGACCAAUAAAAAUGAAAAAGGCGGCUCUACAGAAAAGGAUGUAACGUACAACAUGAACGUGGUUAUCAGGUGCAGACCAAUGAGUGCUAGCGAAAAGAACGAAGGCGCAAAAAAUGUAAUAAAAAUAUUAGACAAUAAAAUGAUAGUGCUUCUAGAUCCUUCAGAUAAUUCAGAUAAUGUACUGAGACAAAAUAGAAGCCGAGAAAAAAAGUAUGUCUUCGAUUACGUCUUCGAUGAGACUAGUUCCCAAGAAGAUGUAUACAAGAACAGCGUUAAGUGUUUGAUAGAUGCAGUGAUCGCAGGGUAUAAUUCCACAGUCUUUGCUUAUGGAGCAACAGGCGCAGGAAAAACGCAUACUAUUAUAGGACAUAAGAAUGAACCCGGAAUCAUGAACAUGAUUCUGAGAGACUUAUUUGAUAGAAUCAAAAAGAUGGAAGUAAUGAAUGAGUACAAAGUCAAGUGUUCUUUCAUUGAGAUUUACAAUGAAAAUAUAUGCGAUCUGCUGAAUCCGUCUGAUGAGUACCUAGAUGUAAGAGAAGAUCCCAUUAAAGGAGUUACCGUGUCAAACAUUUUCGAGGUCUGUACUACAUCUGUGGAAGAAAUUAUGGAACUAAUACAUACGGGGAAUAAAAAUAGAACCCAAGAACCCACAGAUGCAAACAAAACAAGUUCUAGAAGUCAUGGAGUUUUACAAGUAAUCGUAGAGGAAACAGAAAAGGGACAAGGGAUCUACCAACAAACGAAAAGGGGAAAGUUAUGUGUCAUCGAUUUAGCAGGAAGUGAAAGAGCAAGCCAAACAAAUAACAAAGGGAUGAGACUCUUGGAAGGAGCUAAUAUUAACAGAUCACUUCUAGCCUUAGGGAAUGUAAUCAAUGCACUAGUGUCCAGAAGCAAAGGAACAAGCAAAUCUAAUUUUAUACCUUUUAGAGACAGUAAGCUUACUCGCUUACUGAAGGACUCUCUAGGAGGAAACUGCAAAACCGUCAUGAUAGCCAAUGUGAGCCCCUCCCAUCUAUCCUAUGAAGACACACACAACACUCUCAAGUAUGCCAAUAGAGCGAAGAACAUAAAAAAUGUCGUGACAUCUAACGUGGUCGUGGUGAAGCAACACCUCACCAUGUACAUCGACGUCAUCGAAAAACUCAAAAGUGAAAUCGAAUUCUUAAAAGAACAGUUACAUGAGAAGGGGAAGAUGAAUGACUACAUCAGUUCCACGUCCACCAACUUCGACUACUACGACCAACUGAAAGAGUACGAACGGAACUGCUCCAGAGAGGAGCUCUUGAACAUUAUCUCCACGUUGAAGCGAGAGAACCAACGCCUCCGAAUGGGCGAGGGUGUAGACGCGACGGAUGUGACAGGCGCGACAGAUGCGAUAGAUGUGACAGAUGUGAUAGAUGCAACAGAUGCGGCUGAUGUAGCAGACAUGCGUGGUGCGGAUGACCCUGUUGGGAACGCUGGACAGAUGCACUUACAUCACGAUGAGGAAAUAACAAAACAUCAACAAGAGUUGAGUGAUUUGAGAGCCGUCAACGAGAAGCUAUUCGUCGACAACAAGAGGUUCCACGAAAAGCUUCAGGAGUACAUGCAAAUUUCCCACAACCUGCGCGUCCUGAAUGAGGAGUACAAGCGGCAGAUAGACGGGUUCAAGGCCAUGAUGCACAACAGCGACGCCAACCACGUCGAGAUAAAGAAGAAGCUCGAUGACCUGCGCAAGAAAUACGAGCAGCUCAAGGAAAACACGGAGGAUAAAGAGAACGACGACGUGUUCGACAAAUGGAAAAAGGAACUAACCAAAGUGUUGGACGAGAGGAAAAAGAUAAAGUCAGUCAUCCUAAGUGUCGAGAGGAGACUCAUCACGAACAAGGAAGUUGGGGCGGGUACCUUUUCCGAGGCGGAACUCCGCGGGCUGUACCAGAAGAAAAGCAAAAUGGACGAGGAACUGCAGAGGAACAUCCUGCAAACAAACGAGUUGCUAAAGGAGCUCCCCCUCCAGAUAAAGGACGAGAAGACGAAAAACUUCCUGUUUCUAUUUUACACAAACAAAGUACUCCUGCAGGAGAAGGAGGAGCUACAGGAAUUCUUCGAGCUCUCAUCAACUAUCAUUAGCCAGAAGGAGAAACAAAUUAGCAGCUUGAAGGAUCAAUUAAAAAUGACUGACGCCUGUCCCCCGCUAAAGAUGUGA
Messenger RNA from Plasmodium knowlesi strain H, 4122 nucleotides. Its product is annotated as kinesin-8B, putative. NCBI's taxonomy places the organism in Eukaryota, Apicomplexa, Aconoidasida, Haemosporida, Plasmodiidae. The record is from RefSeq and is a predicted model, not a curated record. The transcript is spliced from 5 exons. The coding region runs from base 1 to 4122 and encodes 1373 amino acids. Gene Ontology annotation, molecular function: microtubule binding; ATP binding; microtubule motor activity. Gene Ontology annotation, biological process: microtubule-based movement; mitotic spindle organization.